Messenger RNA from Physcomitrium patens, 3006 nucleotides. Its product is annotated as calmodulin-binding protein 60 D. The record is from RefSeq and is a predicted model, not a curated record. Gene Ontology annotation, molecular function: sequence-specific DNA binding; calmodulin binding; DNA-binding transcription factor activity. NCBI's taxonomy places the organism in Eukaryota, Viridiplantae, Streptophyta, Bryopsida, Funariales, Funariaceae. Gene Ontology annotation, biological process: regulation of salicylic acid biosynthetic process. Gene Ontology annotation, cellular component: nucleus.
AGCAGGCAAUAAUCGACGGCGACGGCAAUAGCUAUAGAAUGGGUGUGGUGAUGGGAGCGGAUUGCCGUCGGUCGUGGCGGGCACUGGAGAGUGAGGUUGGGUCCGCGUCUAUGUCCACGCUCUCACGAAGAGUCCCGCAUCGGGGUAUGUUGGGGAGUUGGCGGCGUAUGUCUGGCGUGUUGAGGUGGGAUUGCUAGUGUGCUGAGGGUUUGCUGGAGUCGGUCGUAUACACUUGGGGUUUGGUUUGGAUUCAAGUAGCGGAGUGUGAAGGAGAAGGGCGAUUUUGGAAUUGGGUUGUUGGCGGGCGGGAAUUUGGAGCUAGCUCACUUUUAGAGCGGUGAGGUUGGGGGCUGUGUAAACUGAAGAUGUGCUGGGUGGAGCGUAUGCUCUUUCUAGUAGGCCUCCGUCGUUGUUGCUUGAUUGCUGUGUAGUGGUGAGUGAGAAGGUGGAGGAGAAGCUUGAAUUAGUUGGUGUCGUGCUCUAAGCAAGUGGUUUCUCGUCCGGUGGGGUUUGCGUUUGAAGGCGUGUCGUGGUUGUGAAGGGGUGUUGUGGAGUCGGAUUCGUAGGGGUUGAGCUUAGUUUGAGAAGUUUGAGGUAUCAGAGAGCAGCGAGAAAUUUGUUAGCUUCCGCUGUCAGUCUGGCGUAUUCGGCGUACAGCUCAAGUACUGGAGCCGGCAUGGCUAGAGAGAAGCGUGAGAGAGAUGGUUCUAAAGAUGGUUUGCCGGACGAAAAGCGGGCGAGGCCACAGCUUGCUAGUGUCAUAGUUGAAGCUGUGAAAAUUGACAGUCUUCAGAAAUUAUGUUCGACCUUAGAGCCGCUACUUCGAAGAGUGGUAGGAGAGGAGGUGGAGCGUGCACUUACAAAGUUCGCCUCUCCUAAACCUGGACUUCGAUCUUCGCCUAAGAGGAUAGCGGGGCCUGACCAGGAGAAUCUUCGGUUGCAAUUUAGAAACAAGUUAGCUCUACCCCUUUUCACCGGAAGCAAAGUGGAGGGAGAACAAGGUUCUGCAAUUCAUGUGGUCCUGCAGAAUGCAAACACUGGGCAUGUUGUUACAUCGGAUCCGGAAGCAUCUGCCAAGCUGGAUAUAGUUGUGCUAGAAGGCGACUUCACAGCUGAUGACGAAGAGAAUUGGACCCAGGAAGAGUUUGAAAAUUACGUGGUUAGGGAACGAGAUGGGAAGAGGCCUCUUCUUACAGGGGAUCUCAGUGUCGUCUUAAAGGAUGGUGUCGGGACUUUGGGAGAAUUGACAUUCACAGAUAAUUCCAGUUGGAUUCGUAGUCGCAAGUUUCGAUUAGGUGUGAGAAUUACAUCAGGUCAGUGUGAGGGCUUGAGAAUUCGAGAGGCGAAAACGGAGGCUUUCACUGUUAAAGAUCAUCGCGGAGAACUGUACAAGAAGCACUAUCCACCUGCCUUGAAUGACGAGGUAUGGCGCUUGGACAAGAUUGGGAAGGACGGAGCCUUUCACAAGCGCCUCAAUCAAAACCAUAUUCUGACAGUAGAAGACUUUUUGCGGCUGGUAGUCAUGGAUCCUCAGAGGCUGCGCAAUAUUCUAGGAAAUGGAAUGUCAAACAAGAUGUGGGAAGGCACAGUGGAGCACGCCAAAACGUGUGUCUUGAGUGGGAAACUGCAUGUAUAUUACGCCGAUGAGAAGCAGAAUAUUGGCGUCAUAUUCAACAACAUUUUCCAGCUAAUGGGGCUUAUUGCGGAUGGUUCAUAUAUGUCCGUUGAUUCCCUUUCUGACAGUGAAAAGGUUUACGUGGACAAAUUGGUAAAAGUAGCUUACGAAAACUGGGAGAAUGUGGUGGAGUAUGAUGGAGAGGCAUUGAUUGGCGUUAAGAAUCAAGCAAAGGGUUUUGAUAGCCAUACUGAAGAUCCUCUUGGUGGCCGGAACUUCCCUUCGCAAGGCAGUGGAGGAGCAGGGUCUAGUACAUUUGGACAGGAUCAGCGAGGUAUGGUAACGCGAUCAUAUUCUGGUACUACCAACCUGCUGCGAGAUAGUAACAUUGUGGGACCUGUCCUGCAAAGGAACAGCAACAUCGAGGCAAGCCGUCAACCCGUCCUGGCAAGUUCCUCUGAAAACCUUGCGGUGGGGGCUAGACCUGGAAUGAUAGGGUUAGCCCUUGGGCCUCCCCAGAAUGAGCUGCCUGCUUCAAGUUCCGGAGUAGGUCCUUUAGUCCCUGCUUUGAUGAACCACCCUUCAGCAGCGCUUGAGUGGCAACCACGUAGUCGUAGCAUGCGGCUCCAAGAUAGUUUCGGACGCAUUACUUCACCUGAAGAAAUGCUUAGUGAGGACGAGAUUCGUCGUCAAAGUUUGGAACUCUUAGAGAAUGAGGAUAUGCACGCACAGAUCCAGCAAUUACUGCGUAUGUUCAAUGGACGAGGGGAUGUCCCCUCAAGUCCGUUCAUUGGAUUAGACGAUGAUUUCCCCUUCGCAUUACCGGAUAAUAAUGCAGGAGAGCUCAAACCUCGAGAGAAUAACAAGGCUUUCGUAAGUUGGUUGAAACUGAAGGCUGCUUUGCGUUGGGGUAUUUUCAUUCGGAAGCGUGCAGCUGCCAAAAGAGCACAACGGGAAAAAGAUGAGGAAUGAGCUGACUGGACAUAGACCCGCAGGUAGUUGUAGGAUGCAUUCUUUCUAUAUACAUGACUUCUCACACAGGUUUAAAUCUCACCUAGUUUAGCUUUACUCAAUUGGUAGUGGAGUGGGUGAAGUGGCUGAGUUAAUAUAGCUUUUCCAAGGGCAUGGAGUUGGAUUUUUUUUUAUUUUUUUUAUUUUUUUAAAUUUAUUAUUUUUUAAUUUAUUUAUUUUAAUUCCUUGUAAAUGUUCAUUGUUAAGCUUUUAGUCCUUUCAGAGUCACAGCCCUUCAAGGCUUUUGCUCUGUUCUGCUCUUGUACCAAACUGGAAGUAUAUUCCACAGUCCAGGAAUGGAAGGCAAGGGUGAAGCUGUAAAUGUUUAGAUUGCUUAAGGAGAUACACGUCCUUCCGACUUCGCUUUAUUUGUAAUUAAA